This is a messenger RNA of Nannizzia gypsea CBS 118893, 2040 nucleotides long. RefSeq names its product nucleolar GTP-binding protein 2. The transcript has 2 exons. The record is from RefSeq and is a predicted model, not a curated record. Gene Ontology annotation, cellular component: cytosol. Lineage: Eukaryota; Fungi; Ascomycota; Eurotiomycetes; Onygenales; Arthrodermataceae. Gene Ontology annotation, biological process: ribosomal subunit export from nucleus. Gene Ontology annotation, molecular function: GTP binding; GTPase activity. Bases 1 to 2040 code for a protein of 679 amino acids.
AUGGUGUUGGCCAAAUCGAAGAAUUCUGUGGGGUUGGGGAACAGUUUGAUGAACGACAGAUUUGGCAAGGGGAAGCGUUCAGACAGAAAAAAAGUAUCUCACAAUGCUGCUGCUAUUCAGCGGAAAGGCACCGACGGCGAGACCUAUAUCACAAACCCGACCGAAGAGGCGUCAUGGGUGAAAAUGCGCAGUAUUACCGAGCAGGCGGCCCUCGACGAGUUUCUAAGCACAGCCGAACUGGCGGGAACCGAUUUCACGGCCGAAAAAAUGAAUAACGUCAAGAUCAUACACCAGGACCAGAAGAACCCUUAUCUCCUUUCUGCUGCAGAUGAGAGAAACGCUAUCAGGAAACAUCAGAAGAACCGUGCUCGCUUGACCGUUCCUCGACGUCCCAAGUGGAACGAACGAACAACUCGCAAUGAACUUGAUGUGAUGGAACGAGAGAGCUUUCUUGACUGGAGAAGAGGGCUUGCCGAACUCCGAGAGGUGCAAGAUAUACUGAUGACCCCGUUUGAGCGGAAUUUACAGGUUUGGAGACAGCUUUGGCGAGUCCUCGAACGGUCAGACCUGUGUACAAAUUGUGGACGCGAGGAACCCGCUUCUAUUUCGAUCAGAGGAUUUGGAAAGAUAUGUCAAAGAAGUGAGCCCUGCGAAGAGAAAUUUGCUAGGGAGGCCUGGGCGGAUUAUUUUGAGGAACACAACAUAUCUUAUAAGUUCUUCUCGGCUGCUCUAGCGAAGGAAAUGAACGAAGCAAACGAGCAGGAAGACGAAAGCGAUGAAGAUGAGGGCGAUGUUGAAGCAGCACUUGUCGAGAAAGCGAGAAAUGCCCGUAUUCAUAACUCAGAAGAAGCCGAGGAGGCUGGCGAGGAGGAGGAAGAGGAGGACGAUGACGAUGACGAAGACGAAGAUGACGAUGAUGGCGGUUUACCACUUCCAGAGGGGCCUGAAUCAGAAAGAACUGAAAUUAUCACGGUGGAUGAGUUGGAGGCACUGUUUAUGUCUGCGGCCCCUCCGCGUGAUCCUAGUGAUGAGAAGAGCAAAGACGUCACCACCAUUGGCCUUGUCGGGUAUCCUAAUGUUGGUAAAUCCAGCACCAUCAACGCACUUCUCGGAUCAAAGAAGGUGUCUGUCUCCGCAACUCCUGGAAAAACAAAACACUUCCAGACCCUCUACCUAACACCUAAGAUUGUCCUUUGUGACUGUCCUGGUCUUGUUUUCCCUAACUUUGCGACAACCAAGGCGGAGCUCGUUGUAAAUGGCGUUCUUCCCAUUGAUCAGCUUCGAGAAUACACUGGCCCAGCAGGGCUUGUCGCUCAGAGAAUUCCACACGACUUCCUCGAGGCAGUGUAUGGAAUGAAGAUACCCAUCCGCAGCAUCGAAGAGGGAGGAACGGGAGUCCCAACUGCGUCCGAAAUCCUUCGUGCAUAUGCCCGUGCCCGUGGAUUCGCCACGACUGGUUUAGGACAGCCAGACGAAUCCCGUGCCGCGAGAUAUGUGCUAAAGGACUAUGUCAAUGGAAAGUUGUUAUUCUGCCAUCCACCACCCAAAGAUCCUCCAUUCACGGAUCCAAAAGAGCGCGCAGAUUAUGAAUUGGAAUUUAACGAAGGAUUGUAUGAUAUGGCUCAUCUCCCAGCCCGGCGGAAGGAGGCUCUGCUGAAGGAACACGCGGCUGCAACUCGCGGUGACCAGGUGGAUGGGAUAGACGAUGAUAUCGAUUUAGAUUCGGUCAUGACCCCAUCCCACACUUCUGGUAACAGCUCCAUCCCAGUCCAGAGCGCUCGAUCGAAGAAGCUUGACAAAGGAUUCUUCGGCCCUGGCGGUGCCGGGUCGGCAGGACAUCUAAAGAUGCCAUUCAGCUAUAAGUAUUCGGAAGUGGGUAAACAAAAAGAAAUCACUGGCCGCAAGCAAAGGACACUUAUUGCGUUGGAGAAGAAUAUAGACGUAUCAGAAGUUCGAGGCCCAGGGAAGAAACAUUUCAAGGCAAACAAAAAAGUCAAGACUAAGAAAAAAGGAAACAGUUUCCUGGCGGAGGAAGAGUGA